Molecule: messenger RNA, 1294 nt
Organism: Parasteatoda tepidariorum (common house spider)
Lineage: Eukaryota; Metazoa; Arthropoda; Arachnida; Araneae; Theridiidae
Product: heat shock protein beta-11
Biological process (GO): response to heat; protein refolding
Cellular component (GO): nucleus; cytoplasm
Source: RefSeq, a predicted model, not a curated record
GUUUCAUCAUUCAAAAAGGUUAUAAAUAUAUCGUCUGCUCCUGAGUGUGCUAUGAUCUGGUCUGUUACGAAUUGUUCGUUGUAUUGAGAGUGUAUCUCACAGAAUUUGAACACUUGUGUUUGCUACAAUUGUUUCCUCUUUCACCUUUUGGAACUUUUCUGUCUGUUAAACUUUUUCAAAACAAAAUGUGGAGAUUACUACCUUUUGCCUACAAAAAUUUAUGCUCCAGAGUGCAUCCUGCCCAACACAGCUUGAGAAAUUAUUGGCAGCGUAGAAAUGUGUUUUCUGAAUUAUCGUCUGCGAUGCAAAUAAUGGAAAAUAGAAUGAAAGAAAUGGAUCGGGAAAUGAACAAAUUGUUUGAUGGAUUACAGCGGGGAAGUCCGCUAAAACGCUCUCCAUUCGAAUGGAUCAAAGGUAAAGAAAUUCCUGUUCUAUCCAAGGAUGGAAAAAACAAAAAUUAUCAAGUCGAACUUGAUAUGGAAGGAAUGGACCCCGAAGAUAUAAAGAUCACUUUAAAAAAUAAUGAAUUGACAGUGACAGCUCGAAAGGAAGAGAAAGGUUCUGAUGGUUCUCAUUUCAUCCGCGAGAAUAAAUAUCAUUACACUUUACCUGAUAAUAUAAACCCUGAUGCAAUCAGAUCAACAUUAGCUGAUGGUAUUCUUACUAUUGAAGCUCCUUUACCUGCUUUGGAAUCAAAGGAAAUACCUGUAAACAUUGAGAAUUCCAGUUCAGGCUCAGAUAGUGACAAAGACUCUAAAAAGCCUCAGUGAUUCCAAGUCUCAUGUGUCUUCAUUAGCUAUGUAACUUUUUGUGAACUACUGUAGAGAACUCAUCUAGUAAUGUACUAUAUGCUGGGCAAAAUCAUCAGUUUUUGGUCAUUUUUAAACUGGUUCUUCUCUGAGUGUUAUCAGAAAUUAUAAAUGAUAAAAAGCAUUUAAAGUAAGAUAAUGUUAAAAUUUUUCUAUAUGUUUGUAAACUAAUUUUUAAAAUAGUUCCUAUUGUUUUAAAAUUGAUUUGUUUAUUGUAAAGAAUUUCUAAAAGAAGCAAUAAUUUCAAAGGAUUUUUGCAACAAUUAAUUUUACACUUAUUUCUAUUAUCAUAUAAAGAUGUUUUCAUACGUUUCCACUUUUGUUUGAAACAAAUUGUUAUAAAAAAAUGUUUGGAGCACUUUAAAAACAUUUAUAUUCAUUUCAUUUUUAAAUAUUCAUUUCAAAAUGUUUUAGUUGUGAUUCCUGGUAGUAUUGUACUAAAGUAAAAAUUGUUUUUGGAACAAAUAAAUAAAUUUUGUAUGAAA